This is a messenger RNA of Gigantopelta aegis, 1877 nucleotides long. Its product is annotated as acidic mammalian chitinase-like. The coding region runs from base 38 to 1840 and encodes 600 amino acids. Lineage: Eukaryota; Metazoa; Mollusca; Gastropoda; Neomphalida; Peltospiridae. The record is from RefSeq and is a predicted model, not a curated record. Gene Ontology annotation, biological process: carbohydrate metabolic process; chitin catabolic process. Gene Ontology annotation, molecular function: chitinase activity; chitin binding. Gene Ontology annotation, cellular component: extracellular region. The transcript has 12 exons.
ACGUGGCGGUUUUCACGUUGGUGGCUGAGAGCGACGAAUGACGAACUACAGUCCAACUUCACGCGAGUUAUACGGCAACAGUCAGAGGAACACCAUGCAAAUGGCCUGGUUACUACUUCUUGUGACGUUUUGCUCGAUGUCUGCUCUAAGUCAGGGAGCCGAUUGUACUCGAAUUGUGUGCUACCACACCAACUGGUCCCAGUACCGCCCUGGUGUUGGGAAGUUUGUACCAGACGACAUAAACCCCAGACUGUGCACUCACAUUAACUACGCGUUCGCCAAAAUAGUGGAAAACCACCUUGAGGCUUUUGAGUGGAACGACGAGUCUACAGACUGGAGUACCGGCAUGUACGAAAAGUUCGUGAACACCAAGCAAAAGAACCCGAACGUCAAACUGCUGCUGUCUGUGGGAGGGUGGAACAUGGGGUCGGCCCCGUUCCACGCCAUGGUCGCUACUGCAGCCGGCAGACACGAGUUUGCUACCACAUCUGUCAAGUUCCUUAGAUAUCACCACUUUGACGGCCUUGACCUUGAUUGGGAGUAUCCCGGAAGUCGUGGGAGUCCCGCAGAAGACAAAGGUCAUUACGUAGAGCUGCUUAAGGAAAUAAGACAAGUAUUCGACGCUGAUAUUACCGGAACUACACUACUGCUGACCGCCGCGGUGCCUGCCGGGAAGAAAAACAUUGACUCAGGAUUUAAUAUUCCAGAGGUUAUGAAAUAUCUGGAUUUCGUUAACCUGAUGUCCUACGACCUGCACGGAAGCUGGGAGUCAUACACUGGUCAUAACAGUCCUCUAUACGCCACUUCUAAAGACACCGGAAAUGACGUCGAACUCAACAUAGACUGGGCUGCCAACUACUGGGUAUCAAAGGGAGCUCCUAAAGACAAGAUCACCAUUGGACUGGGGACGUACGGUCGAUCGUUCACCCUCACGUCAACCACUGACACCGGACUACACGCUAGCACUCGGAGUAAAGGCAAGGCAGGAAAAUACACAAGAGAAGGAGGAUUCCUGUCAUAUUAUGAGAUCUGUGAAAUGGAGAAAAAUGGAGGCCAUGUCCAUCGUAUUGCAGAAGCCGGGAACGUCCCGUAUCUAGUUCACGGAGACCAGUGGGUAGGGUACGACGACGAACAGAGUCUGAGAACAAAGGUUCAGUACGUGAAAGCACAUAAGUUUGGAGGAGUCAUGAUAUGGACAAUGGAUCUGGACGACUUCAAAGGCACAAGCUGCGGAAACGGGCCUUACCCGCUACUACAUGCAAUCGAACACGAGUGUGAUUCCAUGUGGGGAUCCGUGUUCACACGGCCUCCUACCCAGAAUCCAGGUCAUCACCACACAACACAGGCCAACUACGCCACACCCGGUCCAGCGUCUACUCAAUAUCCGGGUAUCCACCAGGAUAGUACGUUCAGCUGUUUGGACAAGACCGACGGCUUUUAUCCCAGCAAGGACAGCUGCACGGAGUACUACAUAUGUGUCUCCAAGUCGUCCUUCAACAUGAAGUGUGCUCCCGGUCUCGUUUUCAACCCCAACAACAAGAUCUGUGAUUGGCCGCGGAAUUACAAAUGCGUCAGUGAACAAAUUACCCAGACUCCUCCGGUUGUCCAGACGACCCACAUGACGCAACCUCCCCAGAUAGCCGUUACCAUACCUCUUGGUGGAACAGAUCUCUGCUUCAAAUUAGGAGACGGCAUCCAUGCCGACACUGCUGACUGCAAUUACUACGUACAGUGUAACGGAGGAAGUGAGUUCCACUUUAAGUGCGCGCCAGGAACGGUAUACAACGACAAGAUCCACACGUGCGACUUCCCUUUCAACGUCCCCCAGUGUGCGCCCUAAAUGAUCCUCUUUAGAAAUAAAGUCGAAUUUUGAGAUC